Talaromyces rugulosus is the source of this 1596-nucleotide messenger RNA. RefSeq lists its product as uncharacterized. Bases 1 to 1596 code for a protein of 531 amino acids. The transcript is spliced from 2 exons. Lineage: Eukaryota; Fungi; Ascomycota; Eurotiomycetes; Eurotiales; Trichocomaceae. Gene Ontology annotation, molecular function: flavin adenine dinucleotide binding; N,N-dimethylaniline monooxygenase activity; NADP binding. The record is from RefSeq and is a predicted model, not a curated record.
AUGGCUCCGCCCGUGGGAAAAAGCAUGUCUAAGGAUACCGAAUUCACCUAUAUUCCGGUUAUUGUCAUCGGUGCUGGUGCUGCAGGUAUCUCCAUGGGGUGUCGCCUAAAAAGCGAGCUUCAAUUCGACCAAUUCCGCAUAUUUGAUCGUCUAUCAGGAAUUGGUGGGACAUGGCAAAUAAACAAAUAUCCGGGGAUUGCAUGUGAUGUUCCAACUAUCCUCUAUUCAUUCUCGUUUAAACCGAAUUACGUUGGCAAAACUCUCUUCGCAACAGGUCAUGAGAUUGUCACAUACUUCCAUGAUGUGUGCCAGCAUUUUGGAAUACGGGAUAAUAUUCAGUUAAAUUCAGAUAUUACUGAAAUUCGAUGGCUAGAGGAUGAAGAGCUAUGGGAGGUAACUGUCCGUCAUCUUGUCACGGGAAAGGGCGACUUGAGUGCCAGCAACAGGGAAAAAUUGGCGGAACGCGAGGGAUAUGAUUCGGUAUAUUUACAUACUGAAAAAUUUCGGGCAAAGAUUGUCGUCAGUGCGGUGGGUGGGAUUGUUGAACCCCGAGAGUUUCCAGCCGAUACCCCAGGAUUAGAGGAGUUUGAAGGCUCCAUAUUUCAUUCAUCACGAUGGGAUGAGACCAUUGACUUUGCAGGUAAGAAUAUCUUGGUACUUGGAACAGGCGCUAGCGCGUCACAGUUUGUUCCCCUUCUAACGAAGGAACCCUAUAAUGCAAAGUCAGUGACCCAGGUGAUGCGCUCUGCACCAUGGGUCCACCCGAAAGAGAAGGAACCGGGUGGUAAAGAAAAGUUUGCUGCCACAGCGCCCAAAUUGUUCACCAACUGGCCGAUUUUGGGCCGGAUUGUCAGGACGAUGAUGUUCCUGGUAACCGAAGUUGAAUAUAUGACUCUCUUCUCGGAAUACAAUCCAACGCGAGCCGCACGCAACAGGAGAAAGCUGCAGGAAAAAUAUCUGGAACAUAUGAAGCAGACGGUGCCAAGCCAAUACCACGACAUCUUGACCCCAGACUAUGAAGUUGGGUGUAAGCGACGAUUAUAUGAUGCGUAUUGGUUCCAGUCAUUGCACGAUGAAAAGAUCACGCUCAAAAAGCAACCACUCAAAAGACUGCAGGCAAAAAGUCUCGUUCUCGGUGCAGCAGGGGGUGGCCUAGAAGACGGCGAAGAAGAAACUGUUCCUGCAGACAUUAUCGUUCUAGCGAACGGUUUCGAUAUCGGCAAUUGGUUCCAUCCUCUCUCGGUUGUUGGCCGUGAAGGACGCAAAAUCCAGGAUGUGUGGAAGGAAAGAAAUGGGCCGCAAGCAUAUCAAGGAACCGCAAUGGAUGGUUUUCCCAAUUUCUUCAUUCUCUUCGGCCCCAAUACAGCAACUGGACAUAGUUCUGUAAUACUUGCCAUCGAGAAUAUGGUCACAUACAGCCUCCAGUUCAUUCGGAAAAUUCUUGAUGCGGACGUUGAGCUCGUGGAGGUUAAGAAGGAAGCUGAAAUUGAAUGGACACGACAAGUACAGUCAGAAAUUCAAAAAAGUGUCUUCAAUCGUGGUGGAUGUACGAGCUGGUAUAUUCGAGAAGGAUGGAAUUCCACCGCAUACCCGUAA